AUGGUGAACGAGAGGCAUAAUGGCAACCUGCUUGUGCACCUGGGACCCAAACUGCAGGCCUACCCAGGGGAGCUGCUGCGGCAGCGGCGAGGCCACGACGGCCAGCCUGAGUACCUGAUCCAGUGGAGUAUCGUCAGCUUGGAAGAGAAAGCAGCGGGAGGCAACAGUGCCUCCUCUGCAGAGACCAAGCCGGAGAACAUCUCGAUGUGGAUGUCUGCAGAGGAGGUCUGUGCCAGCUGUCCGGCGCUGCUGGGCAAGAGGAAGCUGGAAGGGCAGUGGGUGAAAGAGGAGAAGGCAGCCAGCCCGUUCGCUGCAGAUGUGCCGCUGGAUGAAGCCUCGCUGCUGGAGAUGAAGGCCGAUGUCAGGAGCCUGGUGCAGCGAGCUGGCCGGCAGAUGGCCGAGACGGGGGCCCCUGAGUCCUCCAUCCUCAACACCAUCCACGUGCUGAGCGCCUACGCCAGCAUUGGCUCGCUGGUGGGUGCCUUCAAGGAGACGGGAGCCCUCGACUUGCUGAUGAAGAUGCUGUGCCACAAGGAGAAGCAAAUCCGCCGCAGUGCCGGCAAGAUGCUGAGGGCCCUGGCUUCGCACGAUGCAGGGAGCCGGGCCUAUGUCCUGCUGUCCCUCAGCCAGCAGGAUGGCAUUGAGCAGCACGUAGACUUUGACGGUCGCUACACCUUGCUGGAGCUGUUUGCUGAGAUGAUGUCUUCUGAAGAGCAGUGCAUGUCCUUUGAGGGGAUUCACCUUCCCCAGAUCCCCGGGAAGCUACUGUUCGUCCUGGUGAAGCGCUACCUGUGUGUCACUUCUCUCAUGGACAAGCUCAGCAGCGGCGUGGAGCAGGGAGGGGAGCAGCAGGACUGCCCUGUGCCCGGCCCAUUCACUGAGGAGAGGAGCCGUGUGAAGCAGGAGUUUGAGUUCAGCAUGGCUAUGGCAAACCUCAUCUUGGAGCUGGUGCACGUGAUGGGCUGGGACCACAGCCACAAGCCAGAGCUGCUGCCGCAACAGGAGCUGCGGCCUCGCACCACCCACUCCAUCUUCCAGCCCAAGACCCCAGCCUGCACUGCUGCCCAAAUGCCUGUGCUCCCUUCAAAUCACAGACCCCGCAAAAAGCAGAGUCGUACCUUCCUGACCCCAUCAGACUUUGCAGACCGCAGUGGCUAUGUGGAGUACUUACAGGCAAACCUGGUGCGUGGCAUGAGAGUGCGCUUGCUGGAGGACUGUGGUGACGUUAGAGCUGGGGAGGAAGGCGAGUUUCUUCAGAGCACUAAUAGCAUGCACACAGCGCAGGUUUUAUGGCAGUCAACAGGUCGGACCUACUGGAUGCGUUGGCACAUGUUGGAGAUUAUUGGCUUUGGAGACCAGUGGGAAGAUCCUGCUGCUCAGGAAAAAGAAUAUAGUCUGAUAGAGCGCGUUAAUCGAGACACAGUUGCGCAGCCGUUUUUCUGCAAGCCCUUUCGGGGGCUGUACUCCCUGCCUUACCUGGGGGAGCAGCCAACCAAGGCUGCAGAGACCUUGAGCCGUGCCGAGUGGUGGGAGCUGCUGUUCUUCGUGAAGAAGCUGGAAGCGCAGGAGCAGGAAGAGAUCACCUGCCUCAUCCAGCAGGACCUGGGAGAGCAGAUGGAUGAAGAAGCCCUGAUCCAGCUGUCAGUACCUGCGGAGCUGGCCCAGAAGGUGCUGCAGGUCUUGGAGAAGCGGUGCCAGGGCAGUGCUCAGCGUGACCUGUGUGGAUCCCACAUCUACGCCAAGUACUUCCUCGUGUUGGGCAGCUCCGAGGCUGUGAGCGAGAGGGGCUCGCUGGCCAAGAUUGCAGCCGUGGUGGACGUGAUCCAGAGCAGAAGCUCUGAGGUGGGACUGCGCUUAGCCGGCCUCAAGCACAUCGUGAAGAUCCUGGAAGAGGAGCCUGAGGUCGAGCAGCAAGUCGGCAAAGCCCAGGGCGGGCUGAGGACCAGGACUGUCGGGGAGAAGCUGGUGAACGUGGCAGUGGAGCUGCUGAGCACUGAGGUGGCAGAGAAGGCCCUGGUGGUGGUGACGCUGCGGCUGCUGGCCGUGUUCAUGGCGAAGUACGACUGGCGCGUGCCGUUUGCCACGGAGGGCGGUGUGCGGGCUGUGCUGGCCUGCAUGCAGCAGCACGCCUCCUCCGCCCUGGUGCAGCAGGCCGGCCUGGCGGGGAGUGCCCUGAAGGUGCUGGUGGGAGCUGUGUCAGGCGAGCCAGGAGGUGCCGGUGGGAAGCCCUUGCCCCUGAACCGUGCCGACGCACAGAUGAUGCGGGAGAUCUUUGCCAGCAUCGGCUCUGCCUCCAGCGGGGGCUCGGCCAGCCUGCUGAGUGCCAUCCCUGCUGCCAUGAGCACCAUGCAGAAGGUCCCAGGGGGCUCCUCAGGUGUGCAGAACGGCUUGCUGGUGGUGAACAUGCUGAUGGAGAGCCACCGGGGCCUGGCGGAGCAGCUGGUGAGCUGCGAUCUCCCCACGGUGCUGCAGAGCUGCUGGUGGGGUGGGCAGAGCACGGGCUGCCCUCACGCGAUGCUGGCCCUCAGCGUGAUCAACCGCCUCGCGGAGCACCAGCUACCCCUGGGCCUGGAGACGGCAGGCAGAGAGGCCCCAGUGGAGCUGAGGGACGUGCGGAGGCUCCUGGGCGGCCUGGGGGACGGCAUCUUGUCCAAGGACGUGGUGGUGGCCCUGGAGCGGCAGGGGGGGCUGCUGCUGCGCAGCUUUGAGCUGCUGGGGGCAGAGAAGGCCAUGAGCCUGAGCAUCCUCAGGAUCCUGAACAAGUUCCUGGACGGUUACCAGGAGGAUGUGCUGCCCUGGCACGAGUGUGUGGAGCCCUGUUUGUCCUCCCUGAGUGCCCACAGCAGCGACCGGGAGGUNNNGCAGGAGGUGGUUGGCUUCCUGCACCGCCUGGCCACCGCCAGCAAGGACUGCGCGGUGGUGAUGUGCCGCGUGGGCACCCGCGAGGCUCUGUCCAAAGCCCUGGACAAGCACAGCACGGCUCCGUCGCUGGCGCCAGCCCUGCUCGACCUGGUGAUCGACUGUGAGAAGUACGCCAGCCUCUACAAGAAGCUGACGACCAGCAUCUUGGCUGGCUGCAUCCAGCUGGUCCUGGGGCAGAUUGAGGAGCACCGCCGGAGCCACCAGCCCAUCAGCAUCCCCUUCUUUGACGUCUUUCUGCGCAACCUGUGCCGAGGCUCCAGCGUGGAGGUGAAGGAGGACAAGUGCUGGGAGAAGGUGCAGGUCUCCUCCAACCCUCACCGUGCCAGCAAGCUCACGGACAGGAACCCCAAGACCUACUGGGAGUCGAACGGCAGCACCGGCUCCCACUUCAUCACUGUGCACAUGCAGUGUGGUGUGGUGGUCAGGGAGAUGAGCAUGCUGGUGGCCAGCGAGGACUCCAGCUACAUGCCGGCCCGUGUCGUGGUGCUGGGGGGAGACAGCCCUGCCACCAUCAGAACUGAGCUCAACGCGGUGACCGUGCUGCCCUCGGACAGCAGAGUGAUCCUGCUGGAGAACAUGACCCGCUUCUGGCCCGUUAUCCAGAUCCGGGUGAAGCGGUGCCAGCAGGGUGGCAUUGACACACGUGUGCGUGGCAUCGAGGUGCUUGGUCCCAAGCCCACUUUCUGGCCCAUCUUCAAGGAGCAGCUGUGCCGGCGGACGUUCCUCUCCUGCACUGCUCGGGCUCAUGCCUGGUGCCAGGAGAUCUGCCGGGACCGGGAGCGACUGCUGCAGCUCUUUGGCAGGCUGAACCGGGCGCUGCGGCACGAGCAGGGCUUCGCUGACCGCUUCCUUCCUGACGACGAGGCGGCCCGGGCCUUGGGCAGGACAUGCUGGGAGGCCCUGGUGAACCCCUUGGUGCAGAGCAUCACCAGCCCAGACCCCCAUGGCGUCAGCCCGCUGGCCUGGCUGCUGAGCGAGUACCUGGAGAGCGUGGAGCCUCCCCACCAUCCCACGAGCCGCGGUGCUGUCUUUGGUUCCCGUGUGCGGCGCCUGACCCAGCUCCUGGUGCACGUGGACCCCGGUGGCCCAGAGCCAGAGGAGGCAAGAGCAGGUGGUGGGAAGGAGGAGAAGAACAAGGAGGUCCCAGCCAGAGCUGCAAAAGUGGUGGUGGAGAAGUCAAGCGGCCUGUGGGGCAUCUCGCAGUGCUGGCGUGGUGUGGUGCAGCAGCAGGUGCAGCGGUUCCUGGAGGUGGCAGGGCAGGCGCCGGACCUUGUGGAGCGAUACUGCGGGCUGUACCAUCACCUGCGCGGCGCCACGGAGGAGCUCUUUGGGCAGCAGGCGGCCUUUGUGGUGGCCCUGGGCCAGGGCUUCGCGGGGGCUUUGCUGCAGCUCUCCUUCCUUACCGCCCUGCACGUGAGCGAGCAGUUUGCCCGCUACCUUGAUGGGCAGAUCCAGGAGCUCCACGGGGCUGUGGGCAGCACAGGGCCGCUGCAGCGGCUGCAGCAGAUCUUGGAGCCCUUCGUCGUCUUCAGUGGCCUGGAGCUCGCCCACACCUUCGAGCACUUCUACCGGCUCUACCUGGGGGACCGGCUCCUGGCACAAGGGCCGUCUUGGCUGGAAGGAGCCAUCGUGGAGCAGAUCGGGCUGUGCUUCCCCAGCCGCUUCCCCCAAGAGAUGCUGAGCAACUUGGCCGAGUCGGAGGAGCUCCAGCAGCAGUUUCACCUCUUCCAGCUGCAGGAGCAGGACAAGCGGCUACUGGAGCUGGACACCGGCCUGGACGAGGUGAGUGUGCUGGCACUGGGGACGGCCUCGGUGGCGGAUGUGCCGGAGGUGAAGGUGCUGGCCCUGUCCCCGCGCUGCUGGCCCGUUUCCCCGUUCUGCUACAUGGACGAACCUGGGAGGUUUUUCUCGGCGGCGCUGAGCUCCCCCCUGGAUGAGUUUGCCGACUUCUGCAGGCGGAGCCGGAGCCAGCUGGGCUGGGAGUGCGCGAAGCCGCGGCGGUUGCAGUGGACAUGGCUGGGCCAUGCCGAACUGCGGUUUGGAGACUGCGUCCUCCAGGUGUCCACGCUGCAGAUGUACAUCCUGCUGUGCUUCAACAGCGCCGAGGAGGUGGCUGUGGAGGCCCUGCUGCAGGCGACAGGGCUCCCUGCUGACCUGGUGGAGCACGCACUGGCACCGCUGACCCACGGCGAGGGCAUCCUGGUCCAGCCCCAGGUUGCCUUCCAGACUGUAGAGAUCAAGACAGCACCAAGCCGGGCCUCUGCCGAAAGGAGACAGACUUUUUCCACCUUCAGGUAG
Messenger RNA from Charadrius vociferus (killdeer), 5220 nucleotides. It is a transcript of the gene CUL9, whose product is annotated as cullin 9. Lineage: Eukaryota; Metazoa; Chordata; Aves; Charadriiformes; Charadriidae. Gene Ontology annotation, biological process: ubiquitin-dependent protein catabolic process. The record is from RefSeq and is a predicted model, not a curated record. Gene Ontology annotation, molecular function: ubiquitin protein ligase binding. The coding region runs from base 1 to 5220 and encodes 1739 amino acids. The transcript has 29 exons.